GUUGAAGCUGUUUCUUGUAUUUAAGGCACGGCGUUAUUUAUUGUGCUGCCGACAGCGCUCGGCCAUCAACCUUUCGCCCACUCACACGUCGAGUCAUUUAGUCUCGAUCGCCCAGAAACCGCUUUUUAUGGCAUAUUGAGCACCACUACUGAGUUCCGCCACUAGCUUUGCGCAGUCGGAGAGCCAUGGCGAGGCAUCCCUCGCUGGCAGCCGCGGUCGCGCUGCUUCUGCUGGCGGUAUGUGUGGGGCCAGCCCUGGCACAGAGAAAGAAGUCACCGCCGCCCUCGCCUUUGAGCCUGGGCAUUUGCAGACGGGGCAAGUGCCCGCCGCCCCCGACGGAGGGCGGUUCGGAGGACCCGGUGGCGUCGCCCCCGCCCCCCGCUGGAGGCAAGAAGAAGAAACCGCCGCCCCCCGGCAACAGCCUGGGGCUGUGCCGCCGCGGCAAGUGCCCACCGCCCCCUGCGGAGGGCGGCGAGCCGCAGACGGCAUCGCCGCCACCUCCAGCGGAGAAGGCUUCCCCGCCGCCCCCGGUUGGCGCAGGACUCGGGCUGUGCCGUCGUGGCAAGUGCCCUCCUCCGCCUGUAGGCGAGGUGGACGCCUCUCCGCCGCCCCCUACAUCAAGCACCCUACAGCCCCCUUCACCCCCACCGCCACCCGCGUCGACCUCGCCGCCCCCCUCGCCCCCUCCCCCGUCGCCCCCGCCGCCGUCUCCUCCGCCGCCUGGUCCGCCUCCCCCCUCACCGCCACCACCCAACCCGCCCCCGCCUGAUCCGCCGCCGCCGUCUCCGCCGCCCCCAAACCCGCCGCCCCCGGACGCCCGGCCCUCCCCCCCUCCUUCUCCGCCCGCGCCGCCGCCCUCGCCCCCGUACAUCUCUCCCCAGCCCCCUCCGCCGCCGCCUCCACCGCCUCGGCCCCCCAGGCCAAUUGCGAGCACGGGGUCAUUUGCCCAGUUCACGAUGGGCAACUAUACAUAUGAAUUCCUGCAGAAGCGACUGAAUUUUCCUGACGCCGGAUCCAUGGAGCCCGACCCCAGCACGCCCAGCACCGGCACGAAACCCAAGGGCAACCCCAAGCCUCCCCGAGGCCGUGGCGAAAUCAAACGUAGCGCUUUCACCAUAGCAAGAGCCCGGGCGCUAGGACACUCCAAGGCUGAGGCGCACUGCAACAGCCGCGGCGGCAACCUUGUGUCUCUCACCAGCUUCGAGGAGAACUCGGCGGUCAUCGCUAAGAUUGCCGAGCUGGGGCUGUACAACAAAAUGAUGGAUCCAGGCAGCACCGCGAAUCUGGAUCUGUGGAUCGGGCUGCGCACCAAUCUAAUCGCCAACACAUUCUGGACGGACGGCAGCGGGCUGACGUACCUGCCCUCGCUGUUCUUGGGCGGCAUUGACACGUACCAGGACGGCCUCUGCUACACAAUGAGCUGCCGCGCCGACAACAGCUGCAAAUGGAGCGCCGUGCUGCCGCCGGCGGAGGGCUGCGUCAACGUUACUCGCGGCAACUUCAUCUGCAAAUACGACACGAGCCUGGUCAAGCUGACUUGGCAGGACUCGGCCUUCAACUCCUCCUACGCCCUCUUCAAGCCAGCCCCUCCCGGCCAGCCCUACUUUUACUCCAACUACUUGUGCACAAAGAUCAAUGGCCGGCUGGUCACACCCAACAACGAAGCCGAGUUCCGCAUGCUCGUCAACAAGGUGUACGACGUCUACACUACCAACACCACCUUUUCGCCUGGCGAGCUGGACAGCAUCGGCAACCUGCGCUUGUGGAUUGGCCUGUACUUCCAGACGUCCCUGUCCGACUCCUUCUGGCAGGACGGCACACGCGCCGACGAGAACCCGCUCGCCUUCAAGGUGUCCCUGCAGCUGCCGCAGACCUGCUACGCCAUGCAUUGCAGGACCGGCUACUGCGACUGGCAGCCAAUCUGGUGCGGGACCUCCUUGCCCGGCUUCAUUUGUGAGGUCCGCGGAGCUUACCCCUGAAGACCCAAUAAACACGUGCACCUGAUGAGCAUGCGCCAGCUAGUCAAGCUUGUUACAUCUUUUGGUGCAAAGCACGCAAGCAGGUGGGACUGUGGGAGUCAAGCGUACCGUGUGACGUGCGCAUUAUUUGGUAAUGAAGUUUUGCAAGCAAAUGUUAUGGAUACGAUCUCAAUAGCCCAGCGUGGAUCAAGAAAGGGUGUUGCGUCUGUCGGAGGCGUACUGGCCCUAGUACGUGCCGACUAAGGGCGUUCCCGCUUGGUCCACAUGGCAGAUCUGGAAAUGGGUGACUCGGGUGACUCGGUAGGAUGUGACCGCUUUGCGCCGAACUUGCACAACAAUGUAAACUGCGGCUUCA
This is a messenger RNA of Chlamydomonas reinhardtii, 2334 nucleotides long. RefSeq lists its product as uncharacterized. Gene Ontology annotation, cellular component: external side of plasma membrane. The record is from RefSeq and is a predicted model, not a curated record. The transcript has 11 exons. Gene Ontology annotation, molecular function: carbohydrate binding. The coding region runs from base 186 to 1979 and encodes 597 amino acids. NCBI's taxonomy places the organism in Eukaryota, Viridiplantae, Chlorophyta, Chlorophyceae, Chlamydomonadales, Chlamydomonadaceae.